AUGGUUAGUGCUACUAAUACAGUAAAUUCAGGUGUAUCACCAAACCCAGCAGCUCUGAUCCAAGUUGAAAGAGCGGCAUCCAAGUUUGACCCAAAGGAAAUGCACUAUUUCUUAGAAGGAAAUAAGGAAAGAGCAGAAAAGUUCAAGCAAAUGAUGCAACAAAUGGAAAGAGAUCCUAUCUUAGCCGCUAACUUUCAAUACUACGAUUUGACCAAGGAACAACAGCGUGAAUUGACAGCCUUGAGAAUCGACCGUUUGACCAGAUAUAUUGAAAACGAAAGUUUUGAUGACUUCAACAAGAGAAUGUCUCUUAUGGGAGUUUUCGACCCACAAUUAUCCACCAGACUUGGUAUUAACUUGGGUUUAUUCGUAUCAUGUCUUAGAGGUAACGGUACUGCUGAGCAAGUCAAGUACUGGGCCAUGGAUAAGUCAGCUGUGUAUAUGAGAGGUAUCUACGGUUGUUUCGGUAUGACCGAAUUGGCGCACGGUUCUAACGUUGCUGGUUUAGAAACCACAGCUACUUUUGACGAAGAAAACGACGAAUUCAUCAUCAACACCCCACACAUCGGUGCCACCAAAUGGUGGAUUGGUGGUGCCGCACAUUCUGCUACCCACUGUUCUGUUUAUGCUAGAUUGAUUGUCGGUGGUGAAGACUACGGUGUCAAGACUUUCGUCGUCCCUAUAAGAGAUUCGAACCAUGAUCCAAUGCCAGGUGUCACUCUUGGUGAUAUUGGUGCUAAGAUGGGUAGAGAUGGUAUCGAUAACGGUUGGAUCCAAUUCUCCAGCGUUAGAAUCCCAAGAUAUUUCAUGUUACAAAAGUUCUGUAAGGUUUCCAGCAGUGGUGAAGUUCAAUUGCCACCAUUAGAACAAUUGUCGUACUCUGCUUUGUUAGGUGGUAGGGUCAUGAUGGUUCUUGACUCUUUCAGAGUUGCUGCCAGAUUCACUACUAUUUCUUUAAGAUACGCAAUUGGCAGAAGACAAUUCAAGGCUAGUUCUGCUGCAGGAGAAGAGAAUGCCUUGGAAUGUCAAUUACUUGAUUAUCCAUUACAUCAACGUCGUUUAUUGCCAUACUUGGCUUUAUCUUACAUUAUCUCUGCCAGUGCCCUCAAGAUCGAAACCGCUAUUGAAUCAACUCUUGAUAAUUUAGACAAGGCUGUGGAAUCUAAUGAUAUGGGUGCUAUCAUGAAGUCUAUUGACAGUAUGAAAUCAUUAUUCGUUGACUCCGGUUCCUUAAAGUCCACUUGUACUUGGUUAGCUGCUGAAGUUAUUGAUCAAUGUAGACAAGCCUGUGGUGGUCACGGUUACUCUGCUUACAAUGGUUUCGGUAAGGCAUAUAAUGACUGGGUUGUUAUGUGUACUUGGGAAGGUGACAAUAAUGUUUUGGCCAUGUCUGUUGGUAAGCCACUCAUCAAGCAGAUCCUCUCUGUUCUUGAUGGUAAGAAGGUCAAGGGUUCUGCAUCUUUCUUAAAUAACACUAAGCAAUACUUGAAUGAUGAACCAGUAUUAAAGAGUCUUGAAGACUUGAAGGAUCUUAAGAAGGUCUUACAAGCUAUUGAAGUAGCCAUUAUUAGAACUGGUUAUCAAGCAUCCCAGACCUUGAAGCAAAACAAUGGUGACUUCGAUACCAUUGGUGCUGAAAUGGUCACUCUUUCUAAGUUGAAGGCCCACCACUACAUGUUAAAUGAAUUCUUAGACAGAAUUGGCUCAAUUGAAUCUAAGCAAUUGGUUCCUUAUUUGGAAUCUUUAGCUAGAUUAUACUCUGCAACUAUCGUGUUAGAAAAGUUUGCUGGUGAUUUCUUAGCACAAAGUGUUUUCCCACCAAAAUUGAAUGCUGAAUUGAAUUCUAAAUACAUUCCACAAUUAUGUAAAGAAAUCAGACCUCAUGUCAUUCCAUUAACCGAUUCUUUCCAACAAUCUGACAUGAUGAUUAACUCUGCUAUUGGUGGUUACGAUGGUAACAUCUAUGAAAACUACUUCGAUGUUGUUAAGACCAAUAAUCCACCUUCUAAGACUAAAGCUCCAUAUUCCGGUGCUUUGGAGGCUAUGUUGAACAGACCUUCCAAGGAAGAAAGAGAAAGAUUCGAAAAAACCGCUGAAACUGCCGAAAUCUUGUCCAAAUAA
Molecule: messenger RNA, 2121 nt
Organism: Debaryomyces fabryi
Lineage: Eukaryota; Fungi; Ascomycota; Pichiomycetes; Serinales; Debaryomycetaceae
Product: Acyl-coenzyme A oxidase
Exons: 1
Coding region: 1-2121 (706 amino acids)
Biological process (GO): lipid homeostasis; fatty acid beta-oxidation using acyl-CoA oxidase
Cellular component (GO): peroxisome
Molecular function (GO): fatty acid binding; acyl-CoA oxidase activity; FAD binding
Source: RefSeq, a predicted model, not a curated record